Molecule: messenger RNA, 570 nt
Organism: Chrysochloris asiatica (Cape golden mole)
Lineage: Eukaryota; Metazoa; Chordata; Mammalia; Afrosoricida; Chrysochloridae
Gene: MINAR2
Product: KIAA1024-like ortholog
Exons: 3
Coding region: 1-570 (189 amino acids)
Source: RefSeq, a predicted model, not a curated record
AUGGAUCUCUCCGUUUUGCCAAAUAACAACCAUCCUGACAAAUUCCUGCAGCUAGAAGUGAAGUCUUUAAUGAGGACUUCAGCCCACCUUCCAGACAGCCUGGUGAGGUUUGCAGGUGGCAGUUUUCCUACUUCACAGCACUGGCAAAAUCUAGUCUACUCGCAGAGAGAGAAGAAUAUUACUGUGCAACAUGUUAGGGGAUCCACUGUGGAGGCCCCUGUGGCUACUGACAUUCCCCCACCAUCUCUGUCAUCAGUUCUGAAGAAUAACCCAUUAUACAGUGACGUAAGUUUGGAGGAAGCUAUUGAAGACAGAAAAAAGAAUCCUUCAUGGACCAUUGAGGACUACGACAGACGUUCCCUGCACACCAAUCUCUCAGACCAUCUGAAGGAAAAUCCUAAUGACCUAAGGUUUUGGUUGGGAGACAUGUACACGCCAGGAUUUGACACCUUAUUGAAAAAGGAAGAAAAACAAGAGAAACAAUCAAAAUACUGCCGUAUAGGUCUGAUUUUACUUCUCGCUGCCUGUAUCUUGGUUUCCAUAGUGACUAUUAGUGCUUUUUUCACCUAA